CCAUAAGGAGGUCAAGGAGUAUCGACGCAUCGACAUAUUGACACUGCGCUAUGGCUGAGGACUUGGCAAGCGCUACCCAUGCUGUGGAAGCGUUUCGGGAGUUCCUCCGCAUCCGCUCGGUCAGCGCAGAGGGCCCGCAAGGAGCCUACGCGGAGGCGGCGAAGUGGGUCUCGGACUACGCUCGCGACCAAGCCGGGCUGACGUCCAUCAAGACCGUCGAGUACUCAGCGGGGAAGCCGGUGGUGCUGAUGGAGUGGCCGGGCUCGGAGCCAGACCUGCCCUGCGUGCUGCUCAACUCCCACUACGACGUCGUGCCCGCGAUGCCCGAGCACUGGCACACAGACCCCUUCGCGGCGGUGAUGAAGGACGAGGCCGGCGGCGGCCGCAUCUACGGCCGCGGCACGCAAGACAUGAAGUGCGUGUGCGUGCAGUACCUCGUGGCGAUCGCCCGGCUUCGCCGGUCCGGGUUCCAACCGACCAGGACCGUGCACCUGAGCUUCGUGCCCGACGAGGAGAUCGGGGGCGCGGACGGCAUCAGUCUGCUGCUCGCCUCCGAGGAGUGGAAGGCCCUCGGGCCCGUGGGGAUCGCGCUCGACGAAGGGCUGGCCAACCCCAGGAACGCCUUCACCGUGUUCUACGGGGAGAGGACGCCCUGGUGGCUGCUCGUGAAGGCGGAGGGGCCGACAGGCCACGGCAGCCGGUUCAUAAAGGACACCGCGGUGCAGAAGCUCAUGGCCGUUUGCGACAAGGCGCUGGCGUUCCGGAAGGAGCAGGAGGACGCGCUCGGGCACACCGGCGGCUGCAGCCACGCUCGCGCGAAGAAGCUCGGCGACGUCACGACGCUCAACCUCACCAUGCUCAAGGCCGGGGUCGCCAUGGCCGGAGGCGGCGACGGCGGCGGGGCGGAGGCGGCGACCAAGCACGAGCGGUACGCUCUGAACGUAAUCCCCACGGAGGCUCGGGCCGGGUUCGACGUGAGGAUCGACCCCAAUACCCCGACGGAGGACUUCAAGGCCCGCCUGGCCGGGUGGUGCAAGGAGGAAGGCGUGACGUGGGAGCUGGCCGACUGGACCACGCCGCUGCACGAGCACUACCUGACCUCGGUGGACCGGGACGUUAACCCGUGGUGGGGGGUGUUCUUGGACACCAUGAAAGACGUGGGCGUCGAGAUAGAACCAGAGAUAUUCCCGGCGAGCACAGACAGCCGGUACCUGCGAGAGCUGGGCAUCCCGGCCCUGGGCUUCUCCCCGAUGAGAAAUACGCCCAUCCUGCUGCACGAUCACAACGAGUACAUCGCCCAAGACGUCUUCAUGGACGGAAUAGAGGUGUACGAGCGCCUCAUUACCGCGCUAGCGUCUGCGGAACGACUACCCACGGAGGGAAAGCCGUGA
This is a messenger RNA of Ectocarpus siliculosus, 1391 nucleotides long. NCBI's taxonomy places the organism in Eukaryota, Phaeophyceae, Ectocarpales, Ectocarpaceae. The record is from the annotation of a GenBank genome assembly.